AUGGACACUGUACCUGACGUUGCUCUUGCAGCAAUCGGUGUCUCUACCUUCAAACCGUACUUUGACCAGGCUAACGAAUUGGUCAACUAUACUUUCAUCGAUGAAAUCUUUCACGUGAACCAAGUAAAGGAGUAUUGGAAUGGAAAUUUUGAUUCAUGGGAUUCAAAGAUCACCACGCCCCCGGGUUUGUAUUAUCUUGCAUAUUGGUGGCUCAAACUCACGGGAUUAGAGUUUUCCAUUGCUAAUUUGAGAUUGCUCAACUUAUUCGGCGGGGUACUCCUUAUCAUCACCACGUUGGUCGUCAAGAAACGUUACAACCCUGGUCUUUCGGCUCUUUCUCUGUUUUCCUCGCCAUUGCUGACAAUUUAUUAUACCCUAUUUUACACCGACAUUUGGUCCACGAUCCUCAUUGUCCAAUCAUUUGUCGCCGCAGUCUCUGUGAGACCCACCUUGACGUCAGCCACAUUGUCUUGUCUGUUGGGCUCUAUCAGUCUCCUGAUAAUCAUAUUAUUGUUCCUCAUUUGGCUCAGGUGUUUUACUGCUUUACAUUCAUUACCAGCUUUUCGGCUCCAUUGUGGCUCAGUCCGGCAUUUAUUAGAGGUUACUUUGAUACACUGCUCACCAGAAAGUAUUUGGUACUCAAUAGUUUCUGGAUUUUCAUAA
Messenger RNA from Ogataea angusta, 663 nucleotides. RefSeq lists its product as uncharacterized. Gene Ontology annotation, biological process: dolichol-linked oligosaccharide biosynthetic process; protein N-linked glycosylation. The coding region runs from base 1 to 663 and encodes 220 amino acids. NCBI's taxonomy places the organism in Eukaryota, Fungi, Ascomycota, Pichiomycetes, Pichiales, Pichiaceae. Gene Ontology annotation, molecular function: dolichyl pyrophosphate Glc2Man9GlcNAc2 alpha-1,2-glucosyltransferase activity. Gene Ontology annotation, cellular component: endoplasmic reticulum. The transcript is spliced from 2 exons. The record is from RefSeq and is a predicted model, not a curated record.